Messenger RNA from Jatropha curcas, 1660 nucleotides. RefSeq lists its product as uncharacterized. Gene Ontology annotation, molecular function: structural molecule activity; clathrin heavy chain binding. The record is from RefSeq and is a predicted model, not a curated record. Gene Ontology annotation, biological process: clathrin-dependent endocytosis; intracellular protein transport. NCBI's taxonomy places the organism in Eukaryota, Viridiplantae, Streptophyta, Magnoliopsida, Malpighiales, Euphorbiaceae. Gene Ontology annotation, cellular component: clathrin coat of trans-Golgi network vesicle; plasma membrane; clathrin coat of coated pit.
AGAUCCGAACGCAACGAUCUGGAAAGAGAGAAUUCCUCAACUAAUACCCGCCAUUGCCACUAUCACCACCCUCUAGAGAGAGAAAGGUUAGUGCUUUAGCAUCGACGAUGGCGUCCGCCUACGACGCGUUCAGUCCCGGUGGUGAAGACUCCACCAGCAACCUUCAAAAUGAUCAAUCACAACCAAAUUCCGGUCCAUUCGACUACGAUGGCUAUAUGGGUUAUGAUUCUUCAUUCGCUGCUCCUACCUCCCAGGAGGAUGUUUUCUCUGGCCACCAGCCACCGCCUCCACCACCACCACCCAUCUCCGAUUACUUUAACGCUGAUCCUACUGUGAAUGUUGCACCUCCCACCGACUUCACCAAUGACAACCACCCGCAUUCUUCCGAGGCAUACGGGUUUGGGAUGCCUGAGCAAAACCAGGAGUUCGCAUCACCUUUCGAAAUGCCUGAGACUGAUGGAAAUGCCAAGAGAUAUGAAGAGGAUAAUGGCGCCAUUUUUGCUACCGAUGGACCGCUUCUGCCUGAUCCUUCUGAGAUGCGGGAAGAAACCUCCCAGCGACGCGAGUGGCGCCGUCUAAAUGCGCUCCAUCUUGAAGAGAAGGAGAACAGAGAGAAGGAAAUGCGUAAUCAAAUUAUAAAUGAAGCUGAAGAAUAUAAAAGAGCAUUUUAUGAGAAAAGGAAGCUAAAUUGUGAAACUAACAAGGCUCACAACAGAGAAAGGGAGAAGCUUUACUUGGCUAACCAAGAGAAAUUCCAUAAAGAAGCAUACAAACAUUAUUGGAAAGCCAUAGCAGAGAUUAUUCCAAGAGAGGUGCCAAAUAUUGAAAAGAGAGGUAGGAGAGAUCCCGAUAAGAAACCUUCCAUUCUGGUAGUUCAGGGUCCAAAGCCUGGAAAACCCACUGAUCUUGCACGAAUGAGGCAGAUUUUCGCCAAUCUGAAACAGAAUCCCCCAGCUCAUAUGAUGCCUCCCCCACCUGCAAAAGAUGGCAAAGAUGCAAAGGAAGGGAAAGAUGGCAAGGAUACAAAGGAAGGAAAAGAUUCCAAGGAUCCAAAGGAAGGAAAAGAUUCCAAGGAUCCAAAGGAAGGGAAAGACGGCGAGGAUGCAAAGGAAGGAAAAGACGGCAAGGAUGUCAAGGAAGGGAAAGUAGACAACCAUACAAAAGAAGGGCAAGAUGUAGAGGAUUUGAGAAGUCCUGCACCUACACCUACGCCCACACCUACUGCAGUAGCAGCGGCAGUUGCUGCCGGCAACAGUCCAACUUCACCUGCUAAAGUUGCUACUGCUUCCAAUGGUGCAUUUGACUUAUCAAAACUUGAGGCUCUAGCUGCUGCGGAGGAUAAACAAUCUGAUGCAACUAAACCAGCCACCAAAGAGUGAUGAUACACCACCAUUUUUUGCUAUUAAUUUCUUUUCAUUCUUUGAUUACUUUGCUUAACCAUUUUUUGCAAAGAAUAAGAGGAGCUCUGUUGGACAUUGUUGAGUCUGACCUGAGCUGUUGCAAUCUGCGAGCUUCUUCCUAACUAUAGGAUUUUCUAGGUAUGGACACGUUUUCUUUUCUUCUUCCCUUUUGUUUUUUUACCCUCUCUUCUGUAGCUUCCAAUUUUGUCCAGAUUCAUUAUCUAGAUAAACUAAAUCAUAGUUUUUCAUUGUUAUUUUAA